This is a messenger RNA of Oreochromis niloticus (Nile tilapia), 3198 nucleotides long. RefSeq names its product zinc finger BED domain-containing protein 4. Lineage: Eukaryota; Metazoa; Chordata; Actinopteri; Cichliformes; Cichlidae. The record is from RefSeq and is a predicted model, not a curated record. The coding region runs from base 1584 to 2528 and encodes 314 amino acids. The transcript has 3 exons.
UCUGCCUCCCAUUCUACUUUUAAAUACUCUAGGAACAACAAGUAAGCCUGCAGUGUAAGAGUGAAGUGCUCUAAUGGGGUGAUAUGGUACUAUAAGGUCAUUAAAAUAAGACGGAGCCUGAUUAUCCAGUACCUUGUAUGUGAGGAGCAGCAUUUUGAAUUCUGGAUUUAACAGGGAGCCAAUGAAGGGAAACUAAUAUAGGAGAAAUAUGGUCUUGCUACAGCAUUUUGAAUAACUGAAAGGCUUUUCAGGGAGUUUUUAGGACCUAUCCUAGUUUUGUAUCAUGUGUCACAUGACUGUUGGUACCACCUGUGCUUCUCAGAUGCGCUGAAGUGCAAAUGGCAAAAAUUUUAAAUGAGUUUCACUAAACUGAUUACUGGUUUUUCUCAAGGCAUAUGUAAUGCAUAGUUACUCAUCAGGACUGUUUGAAGGAUGAAAUGAGAACAGAAAAGCGGUUAGGGUCAGGCACUAAAUCUACCAGGGUCAUGUAAGGUGCUGAAAGCUGCUUGUGAGGUUCAGACGCCCUGCAGUCACUGAGUGAAACUGUUGGAUGUGUGCGUUCUAGUGCUGGGCGAUAUGACGAUAUAUAUCGUGUGGACGAUAGAAAAGUGUCUAUCGUGCCAUUUGUCUUCUAUCAUUUCUAUCAUUUCUAAUUUUAAAAAUUAAUACAUAAAAAAUAAAAUUAAAUAGCCUGGGGGCAAAUAUAUUAAUGUUGUUUUGUCACUAUUCAUACUCUAACUUUAUGCAAGAGAAAAUGAAGUAUAAAAAAUCAUAUUUUUCGGUGAAGAAAUAUCCACAAAGAAACUCCGUCUUGUGGUUUUGCGACAUGGUGCUGCUUUACAUGCACCCAGAUUUGCGACAUGCUCAAAACUCUAAACGAUGGACACGCGACAGGUUGCAGUUUCAUGCCCGGACAUGCAACAGGCAGAGACAGCUACACAGGCAGCCCAAGAAGAAGCACUUUUACCGAAAAGAGCGGGUACAUCUGAGAUUUGGUUACAUUUUGGGUUCAACAGCACUGACACGGAGCAGAAGACGCCCAUUUGCAAGCUAUGCUAUAAAACUAUUCCCGCGCCCGAUGGCAACACAACAAAUCUCUUCUAUCACCUACAUAAGGCCCACGAAAAAGAAUACUCAAGAAUCCAGAAAAUCCGAGCUAAACCAAGCUGUGGAACGACGGGAGCAAUUUUGGAAAAGAAAAACUAUAGCCAGCCGAAGAUACAGCAGUCUUUCACACAAGGGACGCCGUAUGAGAAAUGGCCGAGCAGAGAUACGCAGCCCUACAUGAGCGUAACCAUCCAUUUCAUCAACAAAGACUGGACCCUCUGCGCUCGCUGUUUACAGACUGCGUACUUUCCAGAAGACCACACUGGAGGCAAGGUAUGAGUCCGCCAUUGCUACAUAUUUAACCGUGCAUAAAGUACAUUAUGUGCAUAUAUACGUGCAUGUAGUACUUAUAUAUAUAUAUGUACACACACACACACUAGUUUUACUAACAUAUAUGAUAUGCAUGUUAGUAAAACAAAUAUUUUCAGCUACUGUUCUGGCUGUAAUAAUUCUGAGUCACUCCUAAUUAAGAAUUAAUGUGUCUAGGUCUGAGAGAUACACUGGAGUCAUGGGGAUUGCAAGAAUGCCACCUUGUCUGUGUCACCACGGAUAACGCCACUAACAACAUCUCUGCAAUGGAACUGAACCAGUGGGAACGGCUACACUGCUUUGGUCACCGCCUACAGCUAGCCAUUGAGAAUGCUCUAAAAGCUCUCACACCAGUAUCUACAAAACAGGCUGUGGAACGAGCAGUUGGAGUGUGUAAAAAGGUGGUGAGUGCCUUCUCCAAGUCAUGGAAGAAAAAACGUGAAUUGGCCAAGGCGCAAGCGGUGCUGGGCUUGCCUCCUCAUCAGCUCAUCACUGAAAGCCCUACAAGAUGGGGCUCGCGGCAGAUGAUGAUAGAGAGGUUCCUGGUGCAGGAGAAAGCUCUUUCACAGGUUCUCCUUGCAGACAAGAAGACAAGACAUCUGGUGCCAAGCCGGCAAGACGUGGCAUUGCUAGAGUCCUUGAACAAGGCACUGGGUCCACUGUUCGAGUUUACUGACGCUUUGUCAGGGGAGAGUUACGUCAGCGUAUCUUUUCUGAAGCCAGUUCUGCACCUCUUCAACAACGAAAUCCUCAGUCAGAAGGAUGGAGACACAGAGCUCACAAAAGCAGUCAAAGACAGUAUCCUCAAGUACCUCAAUGAAAAGUAUGAUGACCAUGCCACCAACAACCUCCUAGACAUGGCAACACUUCUUGACCCACGGUUUGAGACAGCCUACAUCAAGGAAGAGAGGGUGGAGUUCAUAAAGAUGAGAGCUGCAGCAGAGCUGGUGGACAUGGUGGGAGCAACAGCACCAGAAAGUGCACAAACAGCAGCAGCCUCCAGUUCACCCCCAGCUGCUGAAGAUGAUCCAGAGCUUCCCCGUCCCACAAAGAAAAAGAAAAGUUUAGGUAGCUACUUCAAAAAGGCAGGUCAAUCCACCACCCACUCCUAACCCAGUAGAGCAUCCAUUGAACUGGAGCUCUCCAUGUAUCUUCAGACACCUGGGCCUGACUCAGAGACCGACCCACUGGAGUGGUGGAAGCAGCAUGAGACAAACUUUCCAUUGGUGGCCAGACUGGCCAGAAAGUACUUGUGCAUUCCUGCUACUACUUCUUCAUCUGAAAGGGCUUUCAGUGCGAGUGGGAACAUCGUCACAUGUAAGAGGUCAUGUCUUAAGCCAAACACAGUUGACCAACUAGUCUUCCUUGCACUCAACCUGUAAAUUCAACAGUAACAUAUCUACUUCUGCAAAGUAGCCAUUUUCUGUUUGCACUUUAAUUUAUGGUUAAUGCCUGAAACAGAGUUCUGUUCAACCCUGAUGCUUACUUUUGUCACUUUAUAUUGGUUUGCAAACUUUGCAGUACAAGGUUACAGAUUUCAGAAAGUUAAGAAAUAAUUUUUUUAUUUUUUAUAGCUGAACUUUUGUGCAAAUCUGAGUUUUCUUCUCAGAAACUUGAAACUGUUGUGCACUUAAAGUUUAUUUUGACAAUUCAUUUUAAAUGUAUGUUUUGGGAAAAAAUGUGAAGGCCACAGCUGUUUUCAUUUGAUACAUUUAUACUAAAAUGUAAUUUUCUCAAUUGUGACAGUUCCGUUAAAUGUCUCUUCAAAAUAAAGUUGGAGAA